CGCGGCUCGGGACCCUUCGCCCGUGUCCAUCACUCCGUGCGGAAACGCCGUCGGCAUGUCGGACAAGCUGCCUUACAAAGUAACUGACAUCACCCUGGCCGCCUGGGGACGCAAGGCCCUGGACCUCGCAGAGAAUGAGAUGCCGGGCCUGAUGCGCAUGCGGGAGAUGUACUCGGCCUCCAAACCACUGAAGGGCGCCCGCAUUGCCGGCUGCCUGCACAUGACCGUGAAGACAGCUGUCCUCACUGAGACCCUCGUUGCCCUGGGUGCUGAGGUGCGGUGGUCCAGCUGCAGUAUCUUCUCCACCCAGGACCAUGCAGCAGCUGCCAUUGCCAAGGCUGGCAUUCCAGUGUAUGCCUGGAAGGGUGAUACAGACGAGGAGUAUCUGUGGUGCACUGAGCAGAGGCUGUACUUCAAGGACGGGCCCCUCAACAUGAUUCUGGAUGAUGGUGGUGACCUCACCAACCUCAUCCACACCAAGUACCCACAGCUCCUGUCAGGCAUCCAAGGCAUAUCCGAAGAGACCACAACGGGGGUCCACAACCUGUACAAGAUGAUGGCCAACGGGAUCCUAAAGGUGCCUGCCAUCAACAUCAACGACUCUGUCACCAAGAGCAAGUUUGACAACCUCUAUGGCUGCCGGGAGUCCCUCAUAGAUGGCAUCAAGCGGGCCACAGACAUGAUGAUUGUGGGCAAGGUGGCGGUGGUAGCGGGCUAUGGCGACGUGGGCAAGGGCUGUGCCCAGGCCCUGAGGGGCUUCAGGGCCCGCGUCAUCAUCACAGAGAUCGACCCCAUCAACAUGCUUCAGGCUGCCAUGGAGGGCUAUGAGGUGACCAUCAUGGAUGAGGCCUGUCAGGAGGGCAACAUCUUUGUCACCACCACGGGCUGUAUCGACAUCAUCCUCAGCCGGCACUUUGAACAGAUGAGAGAUGACACCAUUGUGUGUAACAUCGGACACUUUGACGUGGAGAUUGACGUCAAGUGGCUGAACGAGAACACUGUGGAGGUGAACAUCAAGCCCCAGGUGGACCGCUACUUGUUGAAGAACGGGCGCCACAUCAUCAUUCUGGCCGAGGGCCGGCUGGUCAACCUGGGCUGUGCCAUGGGCCACCCCAGCUUCGUGAUGAGCAACUCCUUCACCAACCAGGUGCUGGCGCAGAUUGAGCUGUGGACCCACCCAGACAAGUAUCCUGUCGGGGUCCACUUCCUGCCCAAGAAGCUGGAUGAAGCAGCGGCUGAAGCCCACCUGGGCAAGCUGAAUGUGAAGCUGACCAAGCUGAUUGAGAAGCAGGCCCAGUACUUGGGCAUGUACUGUGACGGCCCCUUCAAACCUGAUCACCACCGCUACUGAGAACCAGGCCUGCCCUUUGCCUUCCAGCUGCUGUCCUUGCCUGGGUCCCGCCUCUCCUCCCCAAGAGCACAUGGCACCAC
Molecule: messenger RNA, 1431 nt
Organism: Balaenoptera acutorostrata (minke whale)
Lineage: Eukaryota; Metazoa; Chordata; Mammalia; Artiodactyla; Balaenopteridae
Product: adenosylhomocysteinase-like
Biological process (GO): L-methionine cycle
Cellular component (GO): cytosol
Molecular function (GO): adenosylhomocysteinase activity
Source: RefSeq, a predicted model, not a curated record